Protopolystoma xenopodis is the source of this 576-nucleotide messenger RNA. The record is from the annotation of a GenBank genome assembly. Lineage: Eukaryota; Metazoa; Platyhelminthes; Monogenea; Polystomatidea; Polystomatidae.
AUGACGCGUUGUGUUUCUGAGGCAUUUCUCGCAGAUCACCUGAAAUUCCGGUGUUAUCCUACAAUUGCAGGACUCCAUGCUGCUCUCUUCCACGCUGCGCUGGCCACGGCCGCAGCACAGGUGAUUGCAAUGAUCCGGCUCGUAGAGGGCCUCGGUGGACAUGCGACAGGACCUGUGGAAGAGCAAUAUCAUGCAGAUGAGUGGGGGCGAAACGAAAGCCCUAGAAGCGAUAAUCCUUCAGACUUGGAUGCUUCGAUGCGGUCUUUGAAGAAGGGGGCCAAAACGCCAACACUCGCAGGCCAUAUCAGCCCUUUUAGUGCAUAUAGAAACACAAGAGCGCAUAUGAGCGCGUUUCGGGCGCAUUUCAGGAAGAAGACUAUUUAUCGCCUCUUUGAAAAAGCUCAUCCUCUAAAGAAACACUUUUGUGCUGCACUGCCUCAAGUGCUUUGCUAUAAACCGCGUCUGGUCAAGGCGAAAUGGUGCAAGAAGGCCCGGGGCCUACUGGCCAACAUGCCCACAGAGAAGGGUAUAUUUGAUUUUGGUAAGGGAAAGAAAAUAUUCCGGUUGACUCCGUGA